Molecule: messenger RNA, 1888 nt
Organism: Salvia hispanica
Lineage: Eukaryota; Viridiplantae; Streptophyta; Magnoliopsida; Lamiales; Lamiaceae
Source: RefSeq, a predicted model, not a curated record
AAUUAAAAUCUAUGUAUCAACAAUGAUGAAUUAUUCACCUCUCCUGAUUGUAUUGUUGUAUUUCCUUCCAUCUUGUUAUGCAAAGUGCACCCCUUCCGCCUGUGGCAUCUUUGCCAAUAUCAGCUCCCCUUUCGGCCUCAAGGGCGAUUCCAAAAAGUGCGGUGAUCGCAGAUUUGAAUUAACAUGUGAAAAUAAUGUGACCUUCUUCUCCCUCAAUUCUCACAAAUACUAUGUCAAAGCAAUCAACUACGACAACUCCACCGUGAGGCUAGUUGAUGCUUCCGUGAACACCAAUGACAUCUGCUCUUUCCCCUCCGUCUCCGCAUAUGCCUAUCAAUUCAGCCGUGACAAUCCCAACCGCCCUCCUUCCAUUGCCGAGAGUUAUUUCAGUCCUCUUCGUUUAAUCCAUCUUCAUUUGAUGAGGUGCCCGCACCCGUUGCAGAAUUCUUCCCUCUUCACAGAUAUCACGACUCGUUGCCCCUCCGGUUCAGAGUAUACUUAUGUAAAAGUUGGAAGCAUGGAGGUCUCACGUGUAGAGAAGAUGUGCAGAGAUGAGGUGAUAGUGAUGACAUCCUGGGAUUUUAAGGAUUCGAACAACGUCUCGCUUUCAGAAAUCCAUGACUCCCUCUUGUAUGGAUUUGAACUCACCGUAUGCCCCUUGUGCACAGCAACAGAGAGUUUGCAGGAUAAAUUUAGAGUCUUCUUCUACAGUCUUAUCCCUAUUCUUCUGGUCAUUACAUGUCUUUUAUGUGCACCUCCUAUAACUUCAAUUAUUGGAUUCGUCGCUAUUUUAGGACUAUUAGCUUAUACAGGCUUCUUGAUGGUUUAUUCCAAGAUUGGAGAGACUAUUCAACUAUCAACUGCCUUCGUCUCAACCAUGAUCAUUUGUGCACCAAGAUUCAUCAUUUUCCCUCUGGCAGUCUGGCUAUUGAUCUACAAAUUCCGAAGAAGGCAUUUGUCCAUGUACAACACAAUCGAAUCUUACCUCCAAAGUGACAACAAGAUCACAUCAAUUAGAUAUUCAUAUUCGGACAUAAAGAAAAUGACGAAAAGUUUUCAAGAAAAAUUAGGUCAAGGAGGCUACGGUUCUGUUUAUAAAGGAAAGCUCCGAAGUGGCGAUCAUGUAGCGGUCAAAAUGCUUGGAAAAUCCGGAGGAAAUGGACAAGACUUUAUGAAUGAAAUCGCAACUAUUGGAAGGAUACACCAUGUCAAUGUGGUGACAUUAGUUGGAUAUUGUGCAGAAGGCUCCAAGCGUGCCCUUGUCUUAGAUUUCAUGCCUAAUGGUUCUCUUGAUAAAUACCUCUUCAAUAGAGAAAAAUCAAAUUCCAUAACUUGGGAGACAAAGUUUGAUAUUGCUGUUGGAAUAGCUCGGGGAAUUGAGUAUUUGCACCGAGGGUGUGACAUACAAAUUCUACAUUUUGAUAUCAAGCCUCAUAAUAUUCUUCUUGAUGAUAAGUUCAUUCCCAAAAUAUCCGAUUUUGGGCUAGCAAAGUAUUGCUCCACGGAUAAGAAUACUGUUACAAUGACUGUUGCUAGAGGAACCAUAGGGUAUGUUGCUCCUGAACUUAUCAACAGAAGUAUCGGUGCAGUAUCUUACAAGGCUGAUGUGUAUAGUUUCGGGAUGCUAUUGAUGGAAAUGGUGGGCUUAAACCGAGACUUAAGAUUAAACAAUUGUGAUUCUAGCCAAUAUUUUCCUAAUUGGAUAUAUGAGUGCUUUGAGCAAGGUAAGGAUAUUGAAGUUGAAAAGGCAAAUGAAAAUGAGGAUAGCGAAGGCACAAGGAAGCUUGUGCGCAAGAUAACGAUAGUUGCAUUGUGGUGCAUACGGAUGAGUCCAAAUGAUCGUCCAUCAAUGAAUAAAGUAGUGCAGAUGCUGGAAGUAGAUACUUGA